AUGGAGGCUCCUCAAGCACGUGGCAUGGGCCGAUCAGGUCCCCGGCGCCGCACGGGGUGUCUGACGUGCCGGGCGCGCAAGGUCCGGUGCGAUGAGGUCAAACCGACAUGUGCCAACUGCACACGUCUGCGUCUCCAAUGCGCCUAUAAAACGAUCGUUCCGGCCCAUGCCCCGCGAACUGACUGCCAAAGUCAAGCUGCAAGUUCCGCGACCGUGGCCGCACCACCCUCUGACCGGCCCGAUGUGAACUUCUUCCAUACUGUUCUUUGCGAGGACCGGCUUCCAGCGUCGUCGCCAUUGCAGCAGCCUGCAGGUGCCCUUGCUCGUCCACCCCCUACACUAACUGUUGAUUCUACGUCAUUUGACGUUCUGAGUCUCAUCGAGGAAAUCACCUCCGACUUUCAGCAGAAACAUCCCAACCUAACCACUAAUGGCUCCAACAACGUGUUGGGUGAGGCUGGGCCUGCCAAUGUCACUACAGAGACAGCCAGCCACGAUGGAGAAGUGAUGAACUGGGUCUCUGUUGAGGACCGUAGCGCAGCGCCCAUCAGUCUGGGCGCUCAUUCUGAUCAGGCGGAUACAAACGCCCCCGAUCCCGGACAGACAGCGUACGAAGCUCAACUCUUUACGCAUUUUCUAGCAAGUGGCCCGCCUCCUACGAUCUUCGGACCCGUUGACUUGGACUGGAAGUAUGUGCGAACACAGAUGGUACGUCAGUCGCGUAGGUGUCGAGCUGUCUUGCUUGGAAUCUACUGUUACUCGGAAGUACAUCAGGCGUGGGUCGAGGGGAAGUCCUGGAAUCGGAAGUCCAAGUAUCAUCAGCUUGCAUGCUCAGAAAUACAGCCAUAUCUGCAUGGGGUGGUAGAGAACUCAGUUCUAAAGCAAAUAUUCACGACUGUGCUGUUGCUAAUGCUUUCUGAGCUUCUGUCGAGUCCAAACCUACUCAGUGCCGGCACGCCCUCUCUUCACUCAACAUAUCUGCUACUGCAGCGCUUUCAUCAUCGGACUAGGGCCUGGUCGGAUGCCAGUCGUCUUAUCGUUGCCUGGGUCUCGCUGUUAGACGUCAAGGCAUUGAUAGCUGGGCGUGAGGGUGAUGCGCUCAUUGAACUGGGACGACUUCCGUCAGCAGACAAAGCAGGUGAGGACGCUGCACCCGAGAAAAGCAGGAAUGUGAGGGAUGAUGAGGACGACAAUCCCGAGCCUGCAUUUCUCAUCCGCCAGGUCAUUACCGGUCCAGCCUUCCAGUUCCAUCUGCAGACUCAGCAAAUCCUGAGGCGGAUUGUCUUCAUCGACUUGCACCACCGCAACCGCGGCACUGUAGGUGACGAGUUUGAGGUCCUCCAGUUGGCGCAUCAAAUUGGCGCCGAUCUAGAGACGCUAUGGAACCAGCGUCCACGCGUGCUCGACAUCUACAGCACCCCUGAGGAGCUCUGCGACACUCUACAGCCUGCUGUCGCGUGGGAGACGUGUCGGGCCUUUAGGCAGUAUAUCGCCAACUUUCUAGCAAUUUUUAUCUACUUGCACCGAGUCGCAUUCGCCAUCUACCCGCGGACGGAUCGGGUGCAUCGAGCUGUGGAAGGCAUUAUUCAGCUGGCAACAGUCGAGACACAAUCAACAUCAGAAGAGCAGCAACAUCUGCCUGCGAGCUUUGUGUGGCCAUUGUUUGUGGCCGGUCUUGAAGGUUCCAUGGAGCAGCGGCAGUGGAUUUUGUUGCAGAUACAGCAGAUAAGCAAGAGGGGCGAGGACAGUGAUAGUAGACCUCGGACCACACAACAUCCGCAUGCAGAAAAGGUGUAUCUGCUACUAGAGGAGAUGACUAGACGGCAGGACGCAUCACGAACAUGGGCCGAUUCACGCUGUGUGCGACGCGAAUUGUUUACUGAUUUCUUCGUAAUGAUCUGA
Molecule: messenger RNA, 1902 nt
Organism: Aspergillus homomorphus CBS 101889
Lineage: Eukaryota; Fungi; Ascomycota; Eurotiomycetes; Eurotiales; Aspergillaceae
Product: Zn(II)2Cys6 transcription factor
Exons: 3
Coding region: 1-1902 (633 amino acids)
Biological process (GO): positive regulation of transcription by RNA polymerase II
Cellular component (GO): nucleus
Molecular function (GO): transcription cis-regulatory region binding; zinc ion binding; DNA-binding transcription factor activity, RNA polymerase II-specific
Source: RefSeq, a predicted model, not a curated record